CGCGUCUCUGCAUAUAUUAGCGCUCCACUGGCUGAAUGCCUGCGCUCUUCGGUAUUGCCGGAGCUGCAGGCAGGAAUGUCUGCGAUCUGUUUAAAGUCGGCUAACUCUAGUGGUCUGCCCCACAUCCUUUCUGAAUGUCUUGGACACAGCUUGUUCGUCCUGCGUUUCUCAGUUUCGCCGCUCUCCUGUGAACACCGUAAGGCUGCUGAAGAACACCGGCGGCUUCGCCAGCAAUAGCUAUCAGACAAGACGAUCCGUUAGAAUUGUGAAGAAUAAGGAGGCGGAGGAGAAGGAGGCGGCGAGGGGGAGAUAUAUUCGGGAUCUUCGUUACCCCCUCCCCGGUCAGUUGCGCGAUUCAUUUUCUCUUGCCAAGCCAACGCGUUCAGUGAAAAUUCACAACUUUGGUGAAUGUCUGGGAGUUGCGGAACUGAGAGGGUGGACUUAAAAAAUCUUUGACAGCCUCGAGGAAGAAACAACGCAAAAAAGAUGGAAAUACAGCUGCAAAUUUUACUCUUGCAAUGCUUGGUUUCUUCUGUAGUUGCAAGUGCAUUUGGUUUUACUGAUGAAAUCGCGGAUAGGUCGCUGAAGUCGGAUGGCUAUUGUAGCAGAAUUCUGAGGGCUCAGGGAACACGCCGAGAUGGAUUUAACGAGUUCCACUUGAGAGUGGAAGGGGACCCCGAAUUUUAUAAACCUGGCUCCAACUACAGAGUGACUCUGUCUGCAACCAGUCCUUCAUACUUCAGAGGAUUUACACUUAUUGCGCUGAAGGAGGGACACGAGGGGAACAAAGAUGAAGAUUACGCUGGUAAUUUCAAGAUUAUAGAUGAAGAAGAUACCCAGUUUAUGACAAACUGCCCUUUAGCUGUAACAGAAAGUACCCCUCGAAGGAGGACAAGAAUUCAAGUGUUUUGGACAGCACCCCCUUCUGGAUCUGGUUGUCUCAUUCUAAAAGCAAGUAUUGUGCAAAAAAGGAUAAUUUAUUUCCAGGAUGAAGGUUCCCUCACAAAGAAACUAUGUGAAAAGGAAUCAUCACUGGAAGGUUCUACUGAAAAACCAAUACUUGAUUGCUGUGCCUGUGGAACAGCUAAAUACAGGUUGACAUUUUAUGGAAACUGGUCAGAGAAAGUUCAUCCCAAGGAUUACCCCAGACGAGCCAACCACUGGUCUGCCAUUAUUGGUGCCUCCCAUUCAAAGAAUUAUGUCCUCUGGGAGUAUGGGGGCUAUGCAAGUGAAGGAGUGAAGCAAGUGGCAGAGUUGGGCUCCCCUGUAAAAAUGGAAGAAGAGAUUAGACAGAAGGGUGAUGAAGUUUUGACCGUUAUCAAAGCAAAAGCCCAGUGGCCGGCCUGGCAGCCAUUGAAUGUGAGAGCAGCACCAUCUGCUGAAUUUUCUGUGGACAGGACUCGUCAUCUUAUGUCAUUCCUUACUAUGCUGGGUCCCAGUCCAGACUGGAAUGUCGGACUAUCUGCUGAAGACUUGUGCACUAAAGAAUGUGGCUGGGUACAGAAAGUUGUGCAAGACUUGAUCCCCUGGGAUGCAGGCACAGACAGUGGGCUCAGCUAUGAGUCACCCAAUAAGCCUACUGUUCCACAAGAAAAAAUCAGACCACUGACAAGUCUAGAUCAUCCUCAAAGCCCCUUCUAUGACCCAGAAGGAGGACCCAUAACGUCUGUUGCAAGAAUCGUUAUUGAAAGGAUUGCAAGAAAGGGUGAGCAAUGCAAUAUUGUACCUGACAAUGUGGAUGAUAUUGUGGCUGACUUAGCCCAAGAGGAGAAAGAAGAAGAUGAUACACCAGAAACCUGCAUCUACUCCAACUGGUCCCCUUGGUCUGCCUGUAGUUCUUCUACUUGUGAAAAAGGAAAACGAAUGAGACAGAGGAUGCUCAAAGCUCAGCUUGACCUCAGUGUGGCUUGCCCACACACCCAAGAUUUUGAACCAUGCAUGGGACCAGGAUGCAGUGAUGAAGAUGCAUCAACUUGCAUGAUGUCGGAAUGGAUAACUUGGUCUCCAUGCAGCGUAUCCUGCGGAAUGGGCAUGCGGUCCAGGGAAAGAUAUGUCAAACAGUUUCCAGAAGAUGGCUCUACAUGUACACUGCCAACAGAGGAGACUGAGAAAUGCAUUGUCAAUGAAGAUUGUUCUCCAAGUAGCUGCCUAAUGUCCGAAUGGGGUGAGUGGGAAGAGUGCAGUGCUACAUGCGGCAUGGGCAUGAGAAAACGGCAGCGAAUGGUCAAGAUGCCGCCAUCUGAUGGCACCAUGUGCAAGGUCGACUUAACACAGGUUGAGAAAUGCAUGAUGCCUGAAUGUCACACGAUACCCUGUAUGCUGUCCCCAUGGUCAGAAUGGAGUGACUGCAGUGUUACUUGUGGAAAAGGUCUAAGGACUCGGCAGAGGAUGUUAAAAUCUCCAUUGGAGCUCGGGGAAUGCAGCGAAGAGCUUGAACAAGUUGAGAAAUGCAUGCUGCCUGAAUGUCCUACUGACUGCAUGGUAUCAGAAUGGUCUGAAUGGUCCGAAUGCAAUAAAUCAUGUGGUAAAGGUCACAUGAUCAGAACAAGGAUGAUCAAGCUGGAGCCUCAGUUUGGGGGAGCCCUUUGCCCAGAAACAGUGCAACGCAAAAAGUGCAAAAUAAGAAAAUGCAACAAAGGAUCCAGCGAUGAAAAGAAACGGCGUAAAGAAGCCCGUGAGAAGCGAAGGAGUAAACAGACAAGGGAGGAGCCUGAAGAUGAGCAGCAUCCAGGAUGUAAAAUGAAGCCAUGGUCUACCUGGACACAGUGUAGCAAACUUUGCGGAGGUGGAAUUCAGGAGCGUUAUAUGAAUGUGAAGAAAAAAUUCAAAAAUCUCCAGUUUACCAGUUGCAAAGAUAAGAAGGAAAUCCGAGCUUGCAAUGUGCAUCCCUGUUAGAGUUAUAGAAGCCUUCAAGAUUUACAGAGCUGUCUAAGAGAAAAUCGGUCUUGUUUUAAUCCAGGUUUAGAUAAAGAGGCAAACAAACGUGGGCUCUGCUUUAUGGAGAAACCAAUAAUUUUUUCUGGACUUCAAGCUGGUAAAAGGACGUAAUGUUUCAAUUGUACGGACAGAAGUCAUUGCAGUGUUCUUUGAUUUCAAACAGCUGCCUUUGUUUGUGAUGAUGUAUGGUAUGCAGUGCAUUACAAAGUAUAAUCAGAACAGUAAUCAAACAUUUUUAUAAACUUUGCUAUUGGAUGUGAUCUCUUUUUAUCAACGUGGUUUCAUGAUCUGUAAUAACAGUAUACUCUAUAAGUAUGCCAAAGUAUCCCAGUGUUUUUCUUGUUGACCUGAAUAAUGUACAAUGUAAAUAACAUCAUAAAUACAGUGCAUUGGGGCCCAUCCAGUCAUCACUUUAAUGACUUUUCAUCUUUUUUUUCCUUUUUUUUCAUUUAAACAUUUUACCUUAUUCAGACGAAUGCCUGUGGGUCUGUGUAUUUAUCAAGGGCAUGCUGCUUUGAUUGAGAUGCUAUUUUUUAAUAAGAAAACACAAUGCUAAUCCUGCUCUUUUUAAAUUUAAUCAUCGAUCUGAGGACAAGUGGCCAAGUAAAUCUUCCAGCCACAUGUUAACACGAAGGGUCUCUUGAAGUCAAUAUUAAUUGACAAGAAACAACCAGUCUGGUUAAAAAAGAUUGAUUUUCCACCAUGUGCGUAAGGUUUUGUUUCAUUUAGAUUUCCUGCAAUGGCUGUAAACUUGUUGUGGUAUACUGGUCAUUAAUUACCAGUCAAUUACACCUAUAAAAUAAA
This is a messenger RNA of Erpetoichthys calabaricus (reedfish), 3741 nucleotides long. Its product is annotated as spondin-1. NCBI's taxonomy places the organism in Eukaryota, Metazoa, Chordata, Cladistia, Polypteriformes, Polypteridae. The transcript is spliced from 16 exons. The record is from RefSeq and is a predicted model, not a curated record. Gene Ontology annotation, cellular component: extracellular matrix. Gene Ontology annotation, biological process: cell adhesion. Bases 487 to 2895 code for a protein of 802 amino acids.